AUGGACCUUCCCUUGUCAUUAUACCAGCAUCCCCCUCUUCGGCCAUCGACGGACGGAUGUCAGACAUUCCUCUCCUCCUCCUCUUCGCCAUCCGUCUCCUCCUUCAACCGCAACCGUACGGCCUACGCCAGCCGUUGCCUUCCAGCAAGCUGCGCCUCUCCGUCCGCGCCGCGGCGCGAGGGUGCUCCGCCUUGCGAGCCCUGCUGGCCUAUCCGAGGCCGCGGGGCUCUGUACAUGUCUCUGUCCCAUUUCAAGCGCGACAGCGGACCCGCACCGCGUCCAGCCUACGGGGCUGGACGACCGAGUCCCUCGCCUCCCUGCCUCUCUCAGACGCUCUCAUCACUCUCACUCGCAUUGAUCCAUGCUUCCGCCAGCAAUCCCAACUUGAUACCUCGUCUUGGUCCUGGACGGGCCAGCCCGGCCAACGCCGUUUGGAUCUGGGUGUCUCGUCUGCGGUUGCCCGGUGGAUGCGUGAUGCACUUGCUCGCGAGAGUGAGGCACGAGGAGGACCUCGCCUUCCCUCUUGGCUCUGGCCGACCCACCCCUCUGUCUCCCUUCUCUGUCUCUCACAAGUCCUCACUCUCCCUCUCUCUUUCCCGCCGUCUAUUGACCACACUCCGACCGACUACUCCUACUGUAUUUCUUGCUCCGGUCUCGUCGACGUCUUCGUCCACUCUCCCUGUGCCUCGUCUCGCCGCUUUUGGCUCUCCAUCGCUGUAUCCCCCCUCUGCCCUCGUCUUGGUCGCGUAG
Messenger RNA from Pseudozyma flocculosa PF-1, 750 nucleotides. RefSeq lists its product as uncharacterized. NCBI's taxonomy places the organism in Eukaryota, Fungi, Basidiomycota, Ustilaginomycetes, Ustilaginales, Ustilaginaceae. The transcript has a single exon. The record is from RefSeq and is a predicted model, not a curated record. Bases 1 to 750 code for a protein of 249 amino acids.